Molecule: messenger RNA, 3000 nt
Organism: Amphibalanus amphitrite
Lineage: Eukaryota; Metazoa; Arthropoda; Thecostraca; Balanomorpha; Balanidae
Product: zinc transporter ZIP1-like
Exons: 2
Coding region: 374-1357 (327 amino acids)
Biological process (GO): zinc ion transmembrane transport
Cellular component (GO): plasma membrane
Molecular function (GO): zinc ion transmembrane transporter activity
Source: RefSeq, a predicted model, not a curated record
UUUACAUUAUUUAUCUACCAGCAGUCCACAUGCUUAGCUCACGCCUUGGCUCACGCUGAGCUCACGGCUCGUUUAUUUGGCUUGGCCCGUUUCGCUCACUUGGCUCAAGCGGCUCAAGUUUUAUAUUGUAGCUCAUCGGAGCUUAAGUUUGGCUAAUAGGGCUCAGGCGAGACGCAUCACUCUUCUAGCUCAGCUCACUCGGAAGCAUUGGCUGAGCUUCAACCAAGCCUAUAUAAUAACCACUUAAACUUAGCUCAGCUUCUUAUUUGUUCAGACGUCCACUAGCUCAUGGGCGUGCAGCCUGGGCUCAAGUUUCAAGUUUAAGUGUUUUUGAGCGUUAGGCUCAAUAAUUUGAUUCGAACUCAAGGUUAAAAUGGACCUAGCAUCAUGGAAGAUAAUAAUCAUUGUUGUUCUUCUAUUGCUUCCUCUCGGGUUCACUCUCCUACCAUUUAAGCUCAUCAGAUAUGUCGAGCAUGCAGAUGAUUCUCAAAAGGACAGAUUGUAUCGGAUCCUGAGCCUGCUGAACUGCUUCUCUGGAGGUGUGUUCCUGGGCGCCUGCCUCCUGGACCUGUUCCCAGACACCCAGGACAUGAUGGACAGCAUCAUGGUGCGUAUAUCAUCCAGCUUCAGCUUCCCAGUGGCUGAGUUUACUGUGGCAAUGGGCUUCUUCAUUGUGCUUAUUGUAGAGGGUAUAGUGGCGAGCUGUCACGGCGCCAGCGGCGGCGUCGGGCCGGGAGGGGACGUGGAGGAAUCUGAGCCGCUCAUCAGCGGCGCGGCGGUCAACUACGGCGCCGCCGACCGGGAGGAGGCGGGCGCGGACGGCCACGGCCACGGCCACUCGCACCUGCCGUCGGGCCAGGCCGGCAUCCGGUCGCUGAUGCUGGUGCUGGCUCUGUCGUUGCACUCUGUGAUCGAGGGACUGGCCAUCGGACUGCAGGAGAGCUCCGACCAGCUGCUGCAGCUGUUCGCCGCCGUCGGCAUCCACAAGGGCAUCCUGGGCUUCUCGCUGGGCCUGAGCCUGGUGCGCGACGGCUCGCUCUCGUUCUGCCGGAUGCUGACGUCUGCGCUGGUGUUUUCGGGCGCCUCGCCGCUGGGCCUGGGCAUCGGCUGGGCGGUGACGGACGCGGGCAGCUCGCUGGCCGGCGACACGGCCAACGCCGUCCUGCAGGGCGUGGCGUGCGGCACAUUCCUCUACAUCACCUUCUUCGAGGUGCUGCCGCACGAGUUCCGCGACAACACGGACCGCCUGCUGCGCACCCUGUUCGUGGUCAUCGGCUUCGGCGUGGUCUGCUGCGUGCUCUUCCUGGAUCCGGACGUGCGCACGCCGAAUAGCGGUGGCGGUGGCGGCUCGCCCUAGCUGAGAUUCUGAGACUACUUCGCUCUUUGACUGCUGACACUGUUUGAGUCGGUCGUGGCUGAGGCCAUGUCUUAUUAGUUAUUGAUCCGCUGCAACACCAAAAGACAGGACAUAACCAAUUCAUGCACCACUUUCUCAGGAAUGCGGUGUGGGAACAAUUGGAAUUAGUUCAACUAGUGGAACAUCAAAAGGGAAUAACUCAAGUGGCAUGGGGGCUCGCUGACAUUUGACUCAACCCAAAGAAUUAGUAUUUGUCAUUCCCAUCCUAGAUGAAUUGCAGUGCCGACUGAUAACAAACGAGAAUUAUUUUUGCUGAGUGUAUUAUUCAGCCUAGUGUUCACUUUCAGCGUACAAACCCUCACUAAAUGGCGCAAAUCUCGUAUCGAUAUUACCUAGAAGUCAUAACUAGCUGUAGCGUCAGUGUGCCUCGCAUUGGGUAGUGAAUUAGUCUGUCACUUAGCACCCCACUGCGUCGUGAUCAUUGGAGUGCCUCGGCUGUUCAUUGGAGUUGGUUGUCGUACAGGGACCUGUGCGUCGUGAACUCAUCGCAUCCAUUGUAAGAUGACAGUUUCUCAUUGUGAUUUGGUGGCCGGAGGGCUAUAUCGUAGUUCGUAUAGCUGCAUUCAUUAUUACGGCUCAUUGACCUUCAUGUUGGGACUUGGAAGUGGUCGAUGUCUGAUUGUGGAAAGAAAUGCGCAAAGAUGUUCAUUCAGGUGUUGUAUUCGAUGAGUAAUUAGUUUGUCCUAAUGCCUCCCUAUUGUUCAUAUGCUAAAGUUUCCUUAUCGGUCAACAGCGAGGUUCGGUAAAUGUCUUUGUUGAUGUUGGUAGGCUUGUGUCAGAUUGUGAGUUCAGGAAUUUGAUUGCACGUUAUACUUGAUAUGGGCUUCCAAAAUGUAUUUUUAGAUCUUAGGUCAUAGAUUUUAAUAAUUCAAUGGGAAGCCCAGCCACGUAUUCCGCUACUUAUCAUUCGUCUUGGGCUGCGCCAACUUAAAGAACAUUUAUGCAUGGAGUUAUUUCAUUCGUGUUAAUUUGUGCAUGCCGUAUGCGUUAUGCUCAGGAUGCCUGUUUUGUUUCCUUUGCUUUUCCGCUAAAUCAAGAAAGGUUUUCCAGUUUAUUAAUCUAUAUGUUCGGGAUGUAUAGCAUGUUUUACUAUGCAUACUUGCUUGUCAUUUGCAAUUCUUUAUUGUAUUUUAGCCAUGUAGCAAUGUAUUUUAAGAAUUCCCAAGUGAAUAUCUGACUACGUCUGCCUGACGUGGUCGUACGUAUACUCCGCGAGAUGAAAACGAGCGAUGUUUCUGGUGCCUACGGACAUCUCACCGGCCCGGCUCAGGCUACUGUCCUAAUUAGUUCUCUGUCGGUCGCACUGCCUGCGCUCUGCUACUGGACGGUUUGUUGAUCCUAGGCAGUUUCUUGUUUCUGUACACUUACACUUACAGUUCAAGCUAAGACUAAGCUAAGACAUUUGGAAUAGCGAGGCAGAUCGUCGAGCAGAACCACUGGCCGUGUGCCCUAUGUUACAGAACCCGCGAUGUUUAGCUUUAUCGUUUAUUUGGGGAAAGCUGUGAUAUGUAUUAUCUUUCAUUCAUAUCUCAAUUGUUUUUAUUGUAAUAGAAGUGUAGCCAAUAAUACAGUUUAAAAUGUCA